Scedosporium apiospermum is the source of this 1347-nucleotide messenger RNA. RefSeq lists its product as uncharacterized. The transcript has 7 exons. Gene Ontology annotation, cellular component: cytoplasm; nucleus; microtubule. Gene Ontology annotation, biological process: nuclear migration by microtubule mediated pushing forces; nuclear division; microtubule cytoskeleton organization. The record is from RefSeq and is a predicted model, not a curated record. NCBI's taxonomy places the organism in Eukaryota, Fungi, Ascomycota, Sordariomycetes, Microascales, Microascaceae. Gene Ontology annotation, molecular function: structural constituent of cytoskeleton; GTP binding. The coding region runs from base 1 to 1347 and encodes 448 amino acids.
AUGCGUGAGAUUAUCUCUAUCAACGUCGGUCAGGCGGGUUGCCAAAUCGCCAACUCGUGCUGGGAGCUCUACUGCCUUGAGCACGGUAUUCAGCCUGAUGGCUACCUGACGGAAGAGCGCAAGGCCGCUGAGCCCGACCAUGGCUUCAGCACCUUCUUCUCCGAGACUGGUCAAGGAAAGUACGUUCCUAGGACUAUCUACUGCGAUCUCGAGCCCAAUGUCGUCGAUGAGGUCCGCACCGGUCCCUACAGGAGUCUUUUCCACCCCGAACAGAUGAUUACCGGAAAGGAGGAUGCUUCGAACAACUACGCUCGUGGACACUACACGGUGGGCAAGGAGCUCAUCGACCCCGUUUUGGACAAGGUGCGACGUGUUGCCGACAACUGUGUUGGUCUUCAAGGCUUCCUCGUUUUCCACUCCUUCGGUGGUGGUACCGGUUCCGGUUUCGGUGCCCUUCUUAUGGAGCGCCUCUCUCUCGACUACGGCAAGAAGAGCAAGCUCGAGUUCUGCGUCUACCCCGCUCCUCAGACUGCCACCUCCGUCGUUGAGCCUUACAACUCUAUCCUCACCACCCACACCACCCUCGAGCACUCUGACUGCUCCUUCAUGGUCGACAACGAGGCCAUCUACGACAUCUGCCGCCGCAACCUCGGACUUGAGCGACCCGAUUACGAGAACCUCAACAGGCUUAUUGCUCAGGUUGUCUCCUCCAUCACCGCCUCUCUCCGAUUCGAUGGCUCCCUCAACGUCGACUUGAACGAGUUCCAGACUAACCUCGUCCCCUACCCCCGUAUCCACUUCCCUCUCGUUGCUUACGCUCCCGUCAUCUCCGCCGCUAAGGCUGCCCACGAGGCCAACUCGGUCCAGGAGAUCACCAUGUCCUGCUUCGAGCCCAACAACCAGAUGGUCAAGUGUGACCCCCGCAGCGGCAAGUACAUGGCUACCUGCCUUCUGUACCGUGGUGAUGUCGUCCCCAAGGACGCCCACGCCGCCGUCGCCACCCUCAAGACCAAGCGUACCAUCCAGUUCGUCGACUGGUGCCCUACCGGCUUCAAGCUCGGUAUCUGCUACCAGCCCCCCGAGAUGGUCCCCAACGGCGACCUCGCCAAGGUCAACCGCGCUGUCUGCAUGUUGUCCAACACCACCGCCAUCGCCGAGGCCUGGUCGGCGCUUUCCAACAAGUUCGAUCUUAUGUACUCGAAGCGUGCUUUCGUCCACUGGUACGUUGGUGAGGGUAUGGAGGAGGGUGAGUUCUCCGAGGCUCGUGAGGACUUGGCUGCGCUUGAGCGUGAUUACGAGGAGGUUGCUGCCGACUCUAUCGAUAACGAAGAGGCGGCCGAGUACUAG